AUGCCAGCCUCGCCUUACUCUGCUUCUUCCAUCCAUCAUUGGCCCCUCAGCUACGGAAAGCUUUUCCCCAUCGACCAACAUCAGGCGGGCCGUUUUAACUCCGCCACGCCCGUCGCCUUCCAGUCUAUUCUUUCGCCCUCUGGACCUUGGGAAGUGCUGUUGGUCAUCCUCGGUCUCCCAGUGCCGGUCCCACCAUCUGACAUUCGCGCAGAGUUCUGGACUGUUCGCUCCGGUCGCAACACGGUAGCUAAUCGUACCGGCGCCGAGGUGUCGACCCUCGCAAAACGUUGUGGCCCGCUGCCCAGAGAAGCAUCAAUGCCAGCAAGGGCCAGGACAGACAUGCUUGGCCGGGCCGCCCGCGUGGCUCUCCGGUUAUCUGUCCAUCCCAGGCCCCUGCCGCUCACUCAAGCCCAACUGUGGCUCGCAAGACGUCAUCGACACUACCAGGAAUGGGGGUGA
Colletotrichum orchidophilum is the source of this 459-nucleotide messenger RNA. RefSeq lists its product as uncharacterized. The transcript has a single exon. Bases 1 to 459 code for a protein of 152 amino acids. Lineage: Eukaryota; Fungi; Ascomycota; Sordariomycetes; Glomerellales; Glomerellaceae. The record is from RefSeq and is a predicted model, not a curated record.